Molecule: messenger RNA, 1791 nt
Organism: Talaromyces amestolkiae
Lineage: Eukaryota; Fungi; Ascomycota; Eurotiomycetes; Eurotiales; Trichocomaceae
Exons: 1
Coding region: 1-1791 (596 amino acids)
Cellular component (GO): intracellular anatomical structure
Molecular function (GO): protein binding
Source: RefSeq, a predicted model, not a curated record
AUGAGCGCCGCCUGUGCAGGUGGCCAACGACCAUCAGCCAGAUUGUCGAGCGAGCCCUACUUUGACCUAGGCACAUUCCAUUGCAAAGUCAGCACCACCUCCGUCGAAGCGCAGAUAUGGUUCGACCGCGCGCUGGUCUGGACAUAUGCGUUCAACCACGAUGAGGCCAUCGCCUGCUACAAGCAGGUAAUCGCACACGACGAAAAUUGCGCCAUGGCGUACUGGGGAGUUUCGUUCUGCUCCGGAUGCAACUACAACAAGACAUGGGCACUGUUCGAUGAAAACGAUCGAGUGAAUGCGAUCAGGCAGUGCUAUACAUUCUCGCAAGAAGCGCUGAAGCGUGCAAAGCAGAACAGCAAAUCGUCAUCGCUGUCGACGACGGAAGAUUGGGAGCAGGCACUCAUAGCGGCACUGGCGAAACGGUUUCCUGACGAUGAUCCGAACAAAGACUUGGUCGCAUGCAACAGGGCGUAUGGCGAGGCCAUGCGAGAGGUAUAUAGGAGUUUCGGUCGGGAGGAUUUCAAUAUCAUCACGCUUUUUGCUGACGCAUUGAUGAACGUUACUCCGCGCAAGUUAUAUGAUGCCUCAACGGGCCUUCCUAUCGCGUCUUCGCAUGUAUUUGAAGUAAAGGCGCUGCUUGAAAAGGCACUGAAAAUGCCAGGCGUCGAGCAGCAUCCAGGUCCCGCUCACAUGUACAUUCAUUUGAUGGAAAUGUCAGCGACGCCCGAGGCUGCGCUGCCUGCAGCAGAGAUGAUCCGCGAGAUGUUUCGGGAUACCGGGCACACCUUUCACAUGCCGGCGCACAUCGAUGUUCUUGUGGGCGACUACCGGCGUGCGGUGGAAUACAAUUACAAGGCGACCAUUGCCGACGACAAAUUCUUCCAACACAACGGUGGCUUGACAUUCUAUAGCUAUUACCGUUUACACGAUUAUCACUCACUCAUUUACGCGGCUAUGCUAGGCGGAAAAUCAAAGGCCGCCCUUGCAGCCACAGACCGCAUGGAGGCGACUAUCACAGAAGAAAUUUUGCGCGUAGAAAGGCCUGUGCUGGCAGACUGGAUGGAGUUUUUCAAGGCGGUUAGGGUACAUGUACUUAUUCGGUUUGGGAUGUGGGAAGAACUGAAAGGCCUGGACCAAAUGGAGGAUAAGGAGCUGUAUUGCGUGACUAAUGUUAUGAGACACUAUGGGAAAGGCAUCGCCUAUGCAGCUACGGCGCAGUUAGAGAAGGCUGAUAAGGAGCGAGAGCUCUUUAAGGCUGCGUCGAAACUGGUUCCGCCCACACGUCUAGAUUUUCCUAACAAAAUCACGGAUAUUUUGAAGGUGGCAUCUGCAAUGCUGGAUGGCGAAAUCGAGUACAGACGUGGGGACUAUGAGACUGCUUUCAGCAGACUGCGCGAAGCCAUUUGCCUGGAGGACGAGUUGCCAUUCGCCGAGCCAUGGGGUUGGAUGCUUCCAGCACGACAUGCAUAUGCUGCUCUCUCGUUAGAGCAAGGCUGGGUUGAACAGGCUGCAAUAGCAUAUGCCGAGGAUUUGGGACUUUCACCGACACCCAAACGUGCGCAUCAGCAUCCGAACAAUGUCUGGGCUUUGCAUGGGUACCACGAGUGCCUCACAAUCUUGGGUCGCCAUGCCGAGGCAAAUAUUAUCAAAAAGCAGCUUUCUCUCGCUCUAGUGGAGGCUGAUGUGGAAAUUACGUCGUCAUGCUUUUGUAGAAAUGGCGCGUUACCUUCGUGUGCUGCAAAAAUCGAAGUAAAUGGUUGCUGCGGCGGGAAGUUGGGAUGUAACAGCUAA